This is a messenger RNA of Theobroma cacao (cacao), 1269 nucleotides long. It is a transcript of the gene NAGK, whose product is annotated as N-acetyl-l-glutamate kinase. Gene Ontology annotation, molecular function: ATP binding; acetylglutamate kinase activity; L-glutamate N-acetyltransferase activity, acting on acetyl-CoA as donor. Gene Ontology annotation, biological process: L-arginine biosynthetic process. Gene Ontology annotation, cellular component: cytoplasm; chloroplast thylakoid. Lineage: Eukaryota; Viridiplantae; Streptophyta; Magnoliopsida; Malvales; Malvaceae. The record is from RefSeq and is a predicted model, not a curated record.
GCCGUACCAGGCCAGCCGCCGGUCCUUACCGUUCAAAUUCUCUAACGCAGCAUCAGAUACGACCAUAUUAACACUUGAGCUGAGACCUAAACCCAAAGCAAGUGAGAAGCAGCAAGGAGAGAGAAAUGGCCGCAGCAGCCACAAGCAAAUCCCUCCAUUCUUACCCUUCACAAGAAUCCCUCUCAUUCAGCUCCAUAACCAAAACCCACAGCUUGAAAUUCUCCAAAACCUCUUUCAGCCCCAGUUCUCAUCGUCUUCGCCUUGCCAUAAGAGCUUCUUCUUCUUCUGCAACCCUCAAUGACCCUCCUCAUCCAACACAUAACAAUCUCGAUCAUCAACUUCGGGUCCGAAUCCUCUCUGAAUCUCUCCCCUACAUCCAGAAAUUCAGGGGCAAGACCAUCGUCGUCAAAUACGGCGGCGCCGCCAUGAAAUCCGCUGAGCUCAAGGCCUCUGUUGUCAGAGACCUCGUCCUUCUCUCCUGCGUCGGCCUCCGCCCCGUCCUCGUCCACGGCGGCGGUCCUGAAAUUAACGUCCUUCUCAAUCAGCUUAACAUCCCCGCUCAGUUCCGUGACGGCCUCCGUGUGACCGACGCCAGGACCAUGGAAGUUGUUUCCAUGGUCCUCGUAGGCAAGGUCAACAAGGACCUCGUCUCUCGUAUCAACUUCGCCGGAGCCACUGCUGUCGGCCUCUCCGGUAUGGACGGACGCCUUUUGACUGCCCGGCCUAGCCCAAACGCCGCCCAGUUGGGAUUUGUUGGAGAAGUCGCGAGAGUGGACCCAACAGUCCUGCAACCGCUUGUGGACAUCGGACACAUCCCGGUGAUUGCUUCAGUGGCGGCGGAUGGGUUUGGGCAGCCUUACAACAUCAAUGCGGACACGGUAGCUGGUGAGGUGGCGGCGGCGUUGGGGGCGGAGAAGCUGAUUCUGUUGACUGACGUGGCGGGGAUUUUGAGAAACAGGGAAGACCCUGGGAGCUUGGUGAAAGAGAUUGAUAUAAAGGGAGUGAAGAAGAUGAUUGAGGAAGGGAAGGUUGGUGGUGGGAUGAUUCCAAAGGUGAAUUGUUGUAUCCGAUCGCUUGCUCAAGGGGUCACCACUGCUAGCAUUAUCGAUGGUCGUGUUGAGCACUCGUUACUUCAUGAGAUUAUGACCGAUGAAGGCGCUGGCACCAUGAUCACUGGUUAACUUAUAACUCUACUCUUUCUUCUUUUGUAACUCUUUCUACUUAUUGCAAUGCAAGUCUGAGUUACUCAUUGAUUUUCCCUUUCAUACA